UCGAAAGAUUUGGCUUAAGUUAAAGAUUCCCACAAAGAGAAAAUAGUACCAAUGGUGGUGUACUACUGCAGAACGACAAGUAGUGAAAAGGCCUAAUAUGGCGGACGGAGAAUGAAGAUUCUGGCUCAGAGUCGCGGUAUUUCACCUAGAAUCUGUCCCGAACGGAAGAAAAAUGGUGCAGACAAGACACAGUGCAGGAGCUAGCAACGAGGACUCUCCCGAGGCAAUACUACUGACCUCCCGAAGGUCACGAAAAGCCGGACAUCGCCAGCGAACUGAGCGUGUUGUCAUCGUGAGUGAGAGUGAGGAGGAUGAAAUGCCAAUCACACGAUCCAGAAGGAGGCCGGCCCCACGCCAAGAGGACCUGGACUCGUCAGCGAGCCUGGAGAGCUGCAGCUCACCGCCACGCCUGCGUCACUCGCGGGACAGGAAGGAACGCCACCAGCGAGUGGAGAACGAAAUGUUGGAAGAUAUGGACGAAGAACCAAGAGUCCGCAGCACCCGUAGGACUCGCCAGUCGCCAGGUUAUGAUACUCACAGCCCAGGCAUGGUGAACGGGGAUGAUGGCAGUGGCAUCCGCCGAUCCACGCGGCAGCGAAGAGGCAUCUACUCCAGCCUGAGCGACUCGCUCAUCUCAUCACAUCUGUUGACAGGUGGGUUGGAUCUCCCUUCAGGAAAGCAGUCGUCUGGUAAGAGGCACCCCAGGUCUGAGAUCGAGCAGCUCAAGUCCAGCUUCCCAGAGGUACAGUUGGAUGACAAACUGGACAUGUACACCCGAGUGAAACGAGAGCGCAAGCACGUGGAGAGAGACAUGUACGGGAUGCCUGUCAAAGCUGAUGAUGAUGAUUCGGAGGAGGACUCGGAGUCUGAGGAGGAAGCAGAGGAAACUGAAGAGGACACAUCAUCAGAUGAGGAUGAGGAGGAAGAAGAGGAGGAGGAAGAAGAAGCUCGCCCAUACAGUCUCAGGAAAAAAAGGCCAAUCACACAACGCUUCGAGGUGCCAAUGGAUGAGCCUGUACGUCGGAAGCGGCAAGCCGUGGACAUGUUUGACUCGCCAGUGAAGAGACGCAGCAACAAACUCCAUCGUAGCCCUCAUAGUCCAUAUCAAAGAAGGAGACGUCGCCAUACAUUCCAUCGUAGCAGCUCCACCAGCUCGUCUGGGUCAGAUGAUGAAGAGAAGUUUGAGCGCAGGAAGGCUAAGAGCAUGGCCAGGGCCAGGAUAAGAUGUCUCCCCAUGAACAUGCUGCCUGAUGAUGUGGCCAGUGGAGUGAUCCGUGAUCGGACCAAGAUCGGAUCCAGCUUGGCAGAUGUGGAUCCCAUGAACAUUGAUCGAUCUGUAACAUUUGACAGUGUAGGUGGCCUGGGUAAACACAUACAGUCCCUGAAGGAAAUGGUCAUCUUCCCCCUCCUCUAUCCCGAAGUCUUCCAACGUUUCAACAUCACCCCGCCUCGUGGCUGUCUGUUCUAUGGGCCUCCAGGGACAGGCAAAACACUGGUGGCAAGAGCCCUGGCCAACGAGUGCAGCCAGGGUGACAAGCGGGUGGCAUUCUUCAUGAGGAAGGGUGCAGACUGCCUCAGCAAGUGGGUGGGUGAGUCAGAAAGGCAGCUCAGGCUUCUGUUCGACCAGGCAUACACCAUGCGGCCUUCUAUCAUCUUCUUUGACGAGAUUGACGGGCUGGCACCUGUCAGGUCCAGCAGACAGGACCAGAUCCACUCCUCUAUAGUGUCCACCCUGCUGGCCCUCAUGGACGGGCUGGACAGUCGCGGCGAGAUCGUGGUGAUCGGGGCAACCAACCGUAUUGACUCCAUUGACCCUGCACUGCGGAGACCCGGCAGAUUUGACAGGGAGUUCCUCUUUGGUCUGCCCGAUCAAGAGGCACGGCAUAGCAUUCUAAGAAUCCACACCAAAGAGUGGACACCUCGACUCAGUGAUGCCUUCCUGAGCGAAGCUGCAGAGAAGUGUGUGGGUUACUGUGGGGCGGACCUGAAGUCCCUGUGUACUGAGGCUGCCCUGUUUGCUCUGCGGAGGAGGUACCCACAGAUCUACUCCUCCAAGGAGAAGCUGCAGCUGGAUGUCAGCUCCAUCAAUGUCAGCGCAAAGGACUUCCACCAAGCAAUGCAGAACAUCACCCCAGCAUCUCAGCGCUCGGUGGUGUCCCCAGGACACGCCCUGAGUGGGACAAUCCAGGUGCUUCUGCAGAGCAUGCUGGACUCCAUGCUUGGUCUGCUACAGAGGUCCUUUCCACCUGCACUGGCACAAGCUGCAUCCAGCUCUGCAGCAGGUGGUACAGAUGAUGGUGACCCAGUGGCAGAAAUCCUGAACAAUGACUCGUACUCAGAUGAUGAAGGGCCCUGUAUCUUUGACACCCCCCAGAACAGGCGACGACGGAAGCAGGACGACUCAGGGCGUUUCCUCAACUUUGCCUUAUCUGCUUGCCACCGUGCAGCGACCCACCGUCCGCGGCUGCUGAUCACCGGCCAGCCUGGCAUGGGUCAGACCGCCCACCUGGCCCCUGCUGUGGUGCACCACCUGGAGAGUCUCCCUGUGUACACCAUGGACCUGCCUGCACUGUACGCUGUCAGCGUCAAGACUCCUGAGGAGUCCUGCGCUCAGAUAUUCCGUGAGGCCCGUCGCACAAGUCCCUCUGUUAUCUACGCCCCCCACAUUGACCAAUGGUGGGACAUUGUGGGUGACACACUCAGGGCAACCUUCCUCACGCUGCUAAGUGAUGUACCUCCAACUGCUCCAGUGUUGCUAUUAGCCACCAGUGAAGUGCCUCACAUGGGCCUACCAGAGCAGGUACAAGACUUGUUCCAGGCAGAGUCAGGUGAGCUGUAUGUUGUGGAGCCCCCUGGUAAUGAUGAGAGAAGAACAUAUCUGCAGCAACUCCUGCUGGAACAGGCUACCACUCCUCCUCCCAGGAAAAAGCAAGCAGUGUCCCGCAUGUUGGAGCCGCUGCCCGUUGCUCCCCCGCCCGAGCCCCGCCAGCUGUCCCAGAAGGAACUGCAGGCUAUUCACCAGUUCGAGGAGAGCAUCUUCAGGGAGCUGAGGCUGUUCCUGCGCGACGUCCUGACGAGACUGGCUCAAGACAAGCGCUUCAAGAUCUUCUGUAAUCCGGUCAACAUAGAGGAGGUGCCUGACUACUUGGAAGUCAUCAAGACCCCCAUGGACCUCUCCACCAUGAUGACCAAGAUUGACAAGCACUGCUAUGAGAACACCAGUGAGUUCAUGACGGAUCUCAACCUGGUGUGCAGCAAUGCCCUGGAGUACAACCCCGACACAAACCCAGAGGACAAGGCUAUUCGCCACCGUGCCUGCGCACUCCGGGACAUGGCCCACGUCAUCGUCACUUCUGAGCUGGACCCAGAAUUCGAGAAAACCUGUGAAGAAAUCAAGGAAUCCAGAGCAAGGCGAGGCAACAACCCACUGACCACUGCCCCAGCUUAUGUUCACACUCUGCCAAAAGCUGUGUCUUCAUCAACCCCUAACGUGAGCCAGAGCACCUCAGGAACAACCAACUAUGCUGCCAGACGCACCCUCGGCAUGGAGACACCUGGCACUGCAGCGGCUGCGAGAAAGAAGAGGAAACGCAAGUCGGCGUGGGCGCGGGGCAGCAUCGCCUCCUCCAAGAAGAAGCGGAAGAUCAACCAUGACGAGGACAAAGAGGGGGAAGAUGCUGGGAACGAAGAUUCCAAUGACACCGUCAUCACGCCAACACCCAAUGGAGAUGUCCAGAAUGGAGAUGACCAGACAGAAGAAGACAGAGACAGUGACAAGGAGAGCAUAAGAAGUGGUCCCAGUCUUGCCUCCCAUGAUGUAAACCAUCAAGAUGAUAAUGAAGACUCACAGAAUUCCUCCAUGCUCAGUCUGGAGUCGACAGAAGUAGAGAUGGACCAAUCACAGCCUUCAGACGCAAUCAACCAAUCACAGCCUUCAGACACACACGACCAAUCACAGCCUUCAGACACACACGACCAACCACCAGCCCUCCUGGGAGAGGCUGACCAAUCAGAACCACUCACAGUGGAACAAGGCCAAUCAACUACUUCAGCAAUAGAAGCCAACCAAUCCAAGCCUACCUCAGAUGAACCACCAACCUUAGAACCUGAGUGUUCUGUUUCCCUUCAAGAUGGUGAAGAAGAAAACGAUGAAAAGGAGGAAGAUGAGAAAGAUUUUAUCGUGACGCCUCGAGUGACGAGGUCCCAGACCUCCAGCCUGCCCGUACAGAAGGUGGAGAAGGUGCUGCAGGUCCUAGAGGAGCCGACCCCAGACUUUGUCGUGGACAAGGAGGGACUUGGGGCACUGUUGGAAGAAACAGUGCAGCUGACGGGUGGGUACAGUGUGGAGAGACUAGAGAGGCUGUACAGUGUGAUCGCCAGGUGUAUAUACCAGUACAGGAAAGUGUACGACAGGACACAGCUACUUCAGGAUCUAAAGAUGGAAGUCCAAAGAUUCUGUGGUGUGCCAGUCACCAAGUGUACAUAGCAAAAGAGAGUUCUGUGGUAUAACAGUUUGGAUGCAAGGAUAAGCCAACAGUGGGGGUGAAGUGGAUGCAUCAAGGUGAAACAAAUGUGACAGCAGCAUUCUUAGCACAGAAAACUUGUUUGAUGAACUGGAAAAAAAAGACUUAUUCUGAACCUAACUUAAAAACUGUUAUGUCUGCAAAUAAAAAGAAGACAUGUCACCCAAGACCUAUGAUUGGAAUGCGUCUCAAUUGUUCCCCUACACAGGUUCAGAUCUAUUUCUUUUGCACAUUAAAUUUUUGGCUGGAACAGACAAGCAAAAGAAGAACAGAGGGCAUAUUUAAAAGGACUUAAAGUUGGCUUGGUCCAGAUCAUACUGUAUCUAAACUGUUCAAAAUGUAAAAACAAAGUAUCUUAUGGUGCAAACUUGGCACAUUCCUGUAGGUAAGAAUGAACUAUAGAUAAUUAUUUGAAGUCUGUAGCAACUAUUGUAUGAGGGUGAUUUGCAUGAUUGUAAAGCGUUCAUGUGAGCUAUGGUAUGUCCACAGUAAUACCUCAAUUUGUUGAUAUUUGUUAAGGAGCUCUAAAGCAGUAACUAACUGCAUUGGGAGGGCUCUUUAUAUCAACCAGCCAAACAGGCUCUGUACUCAUUUUCAAGAAAAUAUGCUAGUACUUAUUUUUCACAUCUUGUAUUCCAAUGAGUAAUUGGUACAUGUAUAUCCAUUAUAGUUGUACCUUUGUAAUAAUGAACUAGUCUUGAUAGAACAGAACACAUUUUCCAUGGUCUUGUCCUGGAAGUAUACGUGAUAAGCAUAUCACAUCAUGGCUACACAAGGAAACCUUAACUAAAAUUACAAAAUGGGUGCUGCUGUUAUUUGACUGUUUCUCUUCAUGACAUGUAGAAAUGAUAACCUGCGCCUAAGCCAUCUCACAGGUGCCACAGUUUUGCAGAUACUGCUAUACAACUCACAGUAUAUUCUGUAUGCCAGGUCCAGUAUAGCAUAUUUUGUUAUGGACAAGAAUGGUAAAUUAUACGAAAUAUUAUGCUGGACAUUAUAAAGAUCAUUGAUAUGGCCCACGAGGACCAUAACUAUUGUUAUAUUGAAAAGUGAUUCAACAGCAAAAUAUCAGAACCUUUGGAUCUAUAUAGGGUUUUUAUUAACUUCCCGACAACACUACCACUAGAUUUUUUAUGAACACAUUGUAUGGUACAAAAAUAGCAGCAAGAAAGUUCAAACACUGACUGUACAUUUCUUGUUAUUAUGUCUUUCUUUUUUUAAAGAAUGUUAAUGGACUUUCAGAAAUAUGCAACCUUUAAAUAGCAUCUGAAGCGUUAAAUGAACUUGCGUUUGGAUCUUUGGGUGGGUUUUAUACAUUUUGUGAUCCAUUCCUGGUGCUUUCCAUGAAGUAUUUACAUAGAUUCUGAUGAACAUGGAACAACGUAACAUAUAUACAGCAUGCAUGCAUGAAUUUGUGCCCACUUCUGCAUAAUAUGUUUGUUUCAUAAAACCACUGCACAUUUGUUAUUUCUUUUCUUUACACAGUCAUGAAUGUGUAUGUGAGAGUGAUUAAGCACAAUAUGUUUUGUGGAGUGAAAUGAUGAACUGGAUGUGUGUGUUUUGAACUGCUUUACUACACAAGCCUUGGGAUCUUGAAUGGAUGAAUAUUUUGCACAUGUACAGAGCUUUGUAAAAUUGCAGUGCGCCUUUUCAUACCAUGUAAAAUUUAAAGCUAGUACCAAUUACCUCUGAGAUAAAAGUUGCUUGUAUUGUUGGGAAAAGUUCAAUAUUCCAAUAAUUGCUUUUGUUUCUUUUGAUUUCUGUUGGUUUGUUAUGUAUUGUCUUCAUAUUGAAACCCUGAAUUGUCAUAAGUGUAAUACUUGGGUUUAAUUUCACAGUUUAGUAGUGGUCUGAUAUACGGAACUUUAUUUCCUUGGUACAGCUACCUCAGGCAUCUUGUCUUGGUGAUCUUGUUCUUAUCUACACAAUGGUGCUGAUUUCAAUGCAAAUAAACCAUUUUUACUUCUG
Messenger RNA from Branchiostoma floridae (Florida lancelet), 6491 nucleotides. RefSeq names its product ATPase family AAA domain-containing protein 2-like. Gene Ontology annotation, biological process: positive regulation of transcription by RNA polymerase II. Gene Ontology annotation, cellular component: nucleus. Gene Ontology annotation, molecular function: ATP binding; histone binding; chromatin binding. Lineage: Eukaryota; Metazoa; Chordata; Leptocardii; Amphioxiformes; Branchiostomatidae. The record is from RefSeq and is a predicted model, not a curated record. The transcript has 26 exons. The coding region runs from base 173 to 4486 and encodes 1437 amino acids.